Molecule: messenger RNA, 1550 nt
Organism: Paramecium sonneborni
Lineage: Eukaryota; Ciliophora; Oligohymenophorea; Peniculida; Parameciidae
Source: the annotation of a GenBank genome assembly
AUGAAUGCAUCACAUACAGAGUUUAUAGAAAGCUAUAUUGAUUAAAGCAAUAAUUACAGUAAAACAAAACAAUUUGAUAAAACUGUAUAAAAUAAUGGAAUACAUAUGAAAUAAUAAUCAAUCUUUAGAUACUUAGUUUUAUUUUUGUCGAUCUGGAUAAUUAUUCCUUCAUUUUAUUGCUUUGAUUAACCAGUUGCAAUAUAUAAAACACUACAAUCAUUAUUUUAAGAAGAUUCAACCAUAAAUUUUGACUUAUAUUUCGCAUCUCUAUACAUAAUCUAUGCCUUUGGUAAUGCCUUCUUGCCUCUUUUAACAGGUGGAAUGAGAGAUUGUUAUGGAGACAGAAUAAUUAUGACUUAUAUAGUAGGUGUAAAUAUUAUUAAUUAAUUUAGCUAUUAUGAUAUUGGGACAACUAACUUUUACAAUUGGAGUUUAUUUUAAAUCAUUUUUAUUAAUGAUAUUUGGUAGAUUACUUUUAGGAUGGGGUAUUGAAUCAUUGUUACCUUUAUGGUCAUCUUUUUUGGCUCCUUUUUUUAAGAAUAGCAUUGUAAGAUUAAAUUAAGUAUAUAGUCAAUAGUUUUGAGUAUUUUACAACUUUUUUCAUAAAUUGGUUUAGUGCUAUCUAUCUAUUUAACUCCAAUCAUUUAAAAAAAUUACAAUUUGAUGAUAUCAUUAUUAAGUGGUGUAGCUUUUAUAUUAAUUGGUUAUAUUUUAUUGUGCUUAGGCUUUUUAAUUGAUGAAAAACUAGAAAAUGAAAAUUACUUAUCUUCAUAUAGACAACUAUAACCGAGCAGUGAUAUAAUUUUAACAGAAGAUGCUAAAAUAAUCAAUAAGCUUUAUUUUUUUAAAUUUAAAGAUAUAAAAAUAUUUCCUUAAAUGUUUUGGCUACUUUUAGCUUUUAAUUCAGUGUUCUAUUGCUCUAUAGUUACACUCGUAAAUGUAUCAAUGUAUAUAAUGGCAUCAGUACUAUUUGAUAUCAAUAAUCAAAUUGAAGAACUAGAUAUUGCAUUAUUUUGGAUGCUAGGAUGCUUAUCUCUUUUUAUUAUUGGUCCAUUGGUUCAAUAUUUUACAUAUAGAAGAUACUUAAUAAUUGUCUCUGUUAUCAUUAUUAUUAUUGGUCAUAUUUAAUACUUAACUUCACCUCACAUAGGCUUAAUUAUUUUAGCAAUAGGCUAUUGUUUAUCAUUCGUUUGCACUUGGAGCGCAAUUAUUUACAUAAUUAAAUUAAAAUCUUUUGGCAAAGCAUUUGGUCUAACUGUUGGAUUUUAAAAUUUAAUUUUUGUAUCUAUGCCUUUCUUAUUGGACAUCGUUAAUAGAAAUAUUAUGGGCACUUUUAAAGUUUUAAUAUCAUUCUCUUUAUUUGCUUUAAUUUUAGCUAUCUAGAUUUUAGUUGAAGAUAUAAGAUGCUUCAAGUAAGAACUAUAUUUAAAUUUAGCAUCUUAGAUAAUAAACUAGCUCCUAUGUAAUUUAAAAAAAUCAAUAAUGCAAGUAAUGAAGAUAAUAAUAAUGAGACUGAUUUAUUUGCAGAAUAUUUAGAGAACCCUUAAUGA